This is a messenger RNA of Cyphellophora attinorum, 1314 nucleotides long. Its product is annotated as NEDD8-activating enzyme E1 catalytic subunit. The transcript has a single exon. Gene Ontology annotation, molecular function: NEDD8 activating enzyme activity. Gene Ontology annotation, biological process: protein neddylation. Gene Ontology annotation, cellular component: nucleus; cytoplasm. The coding region runs from base 1 to 1314 and encodes 437 amino acids. The record is from RefSeq and is a predicted model, not a curated record. NCBI's taxonomy places the organism in Eukaryota, Fungi, Ascomycota, Eurotiomycetes, Chaetothyriales, Cyphellophoraceae.
AUGUCAAUACCAGUCGCGUCACUUCUAUCUAACGGCGAGCCGCCACAUGCACAUUCCGAAGAGAGAUGGAAGUACCUCAGACGCAUAUUUGAGACCAAAUCACCAUUCUCGGAUGAGGAGUAUCAGCCCGGUCCCGCCGUCCUUGACACCAUCAAAGCCGCCAAGAUCCUUGUCAUCGGCGCAGGAGGACUCGGAUGUGAGAUACUCAAGAAUCUCGCACUCUCCGGGUUCAAGGACAUUCAUGUUAUCGACAUGGAUACGAUAGACGUCUCAAAUCUCAACCGCCAGUUUCUAUUCCGUCAAGCCGACGUGGGUAAGUCCAAGGCGGAAGUGGCUGCGUCCUUCGUUCAACGCCGUGUCACGGGCGUCAGCAUCACUCCUCACAACUGCAAAAUCCAAGACUUCGAUGAAGACUUCUACAUGCAAUUCACACUCGUCGUAUGCGGUCUCGAUUCCAUCGAAGCCCGCCGCUGGAUCAACGCAACGCUGGUCGACAUGGUCGAUAUGGACAACCCGGAGUCUCUCAAACCACUGAUCGACGGCGGAACAGAAGGCUUCAAGGGCCAAGCUCGCACCAUCCUGCCCUCAAUCUCCUCUUGUAUCGAAUGUCAACUCUCCAUGCACGCCCCACGAGCCGCCGUGCCGCUCUGUACUCUUGCCACCAUUCCCCGACAGCCUCAACACUGCAUCGAAUGGGCCCACAUCAUCGCCUGGGAAGAGCAGCGCAAAGGCGAUACUCUCGACACCGACGACCCAGAGCACAUCACUUGGCUAUACCGCAAAGCGCUGGCGCGUGCCGAGGAGUUCAACAUUCAAGGCGUCACCUACAGCAUGACUCAAGGCGUCGUGAAGAACAUCAUACCCGCCAUCGCCUCCACUAACGCCAUCAUCGCCGCCGCCUGCACCAACGAAGCCCUCAAAAUCGCCUCCUCUGCAGCCCCAUACCUCGACAACUACAUGAUGUACACCGGCGACUCCGACGGCGUCGGUCUCUAUUCGCACACCUUUCAGGCGGAGAAGGAACCAGACUGUCCCGUGUGCGGCACACUCGCGAGACCGAUGACAGUCGAUCCAUCAACGAAGCUGGAGGAUUGGCUAGCCAGUCUCGCCGAGCGCGCAGAGAGUCAAUUGAAGAAACCGAGCGUGCGGACAGAGGAGAAGACACUAUAUUACCAAGCUCCGCCGAGUCUGGAGGAACAGACACGUCCGAAUCUUGGGAAGAAAUUGAGCGAGUUGAUCACAAAUGGCGAGGAGGUGGCAGUCAGCGAUCCCAGUUUUAGCACGGUGUUUCGGUACAAGAUGGUCUUCAAGUAG